This is a messenger RNA of Bombina bombina (fire-bellied toad), 1339 nucleotides long. It is a transcript of the gene FKBP7, whose product is annotated as FKBP prolyl isomerase 7. Gene Ontology annotation, molecular function: calcium ion binding; peptidyl-prolyl cis-trans isomerase activity. The transcript has 4 exons. The record is from RefSeq and is a predicted model, not a curated record. NCBI's taxonomy places the organism in Eukaryota, Metazoa, Chordata, Amphibia, Anura, Bombinatoridae. Bases 111 to 767 code for a protein of 218 amino acids.
UGGCUUUUUUUUUUUCUCCCUGAAGUUAUUUCAAGACUGCCACGUGUAUAACUGAGGAUCAAGGGGUUUAGUAAGUCAAUUGUUAUCGCGCAGGGAGAAUUUAAGCGACCAUGCAUCUCUAUGCAAAACUACUUUUAAUUUUGCAGGCUUUUAGCCUUAUUAUGAUCCACAUUCAAGGAGAAAAAACUGAAGAUAGAAAGGAGGAGGUUAAAAUAGAAGUGCUGCACUUGCCUAAAGAAUGCUCCCAAAAGAGCAAGAGAGGAGACCUUGUAAAUGCUCAUUAUGAUGGGUACCUGGCAAAGGAUCUUAGCAAAUUUUACUGCAGCCGUUCAGAAAAAGAUGGACACCCAAAAUGGUUUGUUCUCGGCGUUGGGCAAGUGAUUGAAGGGCUUGAUAUAGCUUUGAUGGAUAUGUGUCCUGGAGAAAAAAGAAAAGUCAUCAUUCCUCCUUCCUUGGGAUAUGGGGAUAAAGGAUUUGAGAAAAUUCCACCUAACGCAACACUGAUUUUCGAAAUUGAACUGUAUGGAAUUAGCAAAGGACCCCGCAGCGUUGAAGCAUUUCAGCAAAUAGAUUUGGACAAUGACAAACAGCUUUCUAAAGAUGAGAUAAGUCAUUAUUUAACGGAAGAGUUUAAGAAAGAUGGGAAACAGCGAGACCCGUCCGUACAUGGCUUGAUUUUAACAGAUAUAUUUAAGAGAAAUGAUUAUAAUGGUGACGGUUUUAUAUCUGCAAAGGAAUACAAUGUCUACCGGCAUGAUGAGUUGUAGUAAAUUAUUUGUUUUGGAAUAGUUUGUGGUUUCUUUUUGACAAUGUUUUAAGUUCUAAAAUGUGUUUAAACUGUGCAAAUAUAUAAAAUUUAUUUUUGGUUAAGUUGCAGUACUUACACAGUUGUAUUUGGCCUGAUUUACUGUUGUGAAAAUUCAGUUCUGUUUUCUAAAACAAUAAGAACUUUACUGUAUAAGGCGUUAAACAUGAAUAAGUAAUGUGAAAAGAUUUGAUUGGCUGGAGUAAAAUAUGUUCCAUUUUAAGGGGAUAUUAAACACCUCUUGUUUUUGUGAGAAAAAAAAAUGUGUUUUGUCCCUUGACAGGCCAAAAAGCAAAUCAGAUAGCUGGUUUAGGCAAUUUGCAGCAAUUUGAAACACCUUGGUUACAUAUUUUACAUUUUGGUAUCUUUAGGGAGUGUGGGAGAAAGCACAAUUUAUACACAAAACAAUGGGUGCUUAAUGUUCCUUUUAAAACCCUUCAUAAGGGAAUAUGGGCACAAAAAUAACAAUAAGAAAUUAACUGAUUUUACAAGAAAAAUACACAUACCACUAAUAAAGUUAAUUGUAAAAAGUUA